AUGGUCAAUAAACACAAGACUGAUAUGGUUGCUAUUUCAGAACCAUUGGUAAACAGUAAUAAAAUUGAGGGUUACAAAAGAUUCUUGGGUUUCAACCACUGCAUCUCCAACAUCAAUGGCAAAAUAUGGUGUUUUUGGAGAGAUGGAUGUGAUGUUAGUGUUAUUCAUAAUCAUGUCCAGCAAAUGACUUUAAAAGUUCAAAAAAAUCAUAAUUGUCAGGAAUUGUUUGUAACUGCCGUAUAUGCUAAGUGUACUGCUUCGGAAAGAAUGGAUUUAUGGAGUAGCCUGGAAAAUCUCAACAGGAUUAUUAAUCAACCUUGGUGCAUAGGUGGGGAUUUUAAUGUAAUCCUCCAUCCUGAAGAAAAGAUUGGAGGAUUACCUCAUAGAAAUGCCGAAAGUUAUGACUUUUUUGAAUGCAUGGACUCGUGUGGAAUGAUGGAUAUUGGUUAUAUUGGCUCUAAUUACACAUGGUGUAAUAAUUGGACCCCAAGCUUGAGGAUAUGGAAGAGGUUAGACAGAGUUUUUGUGAACGACCAAUGGGCCCAAAAAUACAAUUCCAACACGGUGAAACACCUUCCAAGGGUUGGAUCUGAUCAUAGGCCUUUGCUUUUCAAAAACUUCAGGGAGAUAGUUACUUCGGAUUGGAGGUUACAUAUUCAAGGCAACCCCAUGUGGAAAUUGCAACAGAAACUUAAAAGAUUGGGAAAAAAACUCUCUAAGUGGUCAAGGGAAGGAAUAUGUGAUGUACAUGAAAACACUGAAAUGUGGGAAGACAGGAUGCAAUUUCUGGAAGACAAGGAUAUGGAGUUGAGAACAGAUGAUAGUAGAGAAGACCUUAACAAAGGGCAUGCCGAGUAUAUCUAUUGGUUGAACAAGCAGGAUAGCAUUCUUAAGCAGAAAUCGCAAGUGAGGUGGUUUGAGGAGGAGCAACACUAA
Lycium barbarum (goji berry) is the source of this 936-nucleotide messenger RNA. RefSeq lists its product as uncharacterized. Gene Ontology annotation, molecular function: catalytic activity. NCBI's taxonomy places the organism in Eukaryota, Viridiplantae, Streptophyta, Magnoliopsida, Solanales, Solanaceae. The coding region runs from base 1 to 936 and encodes 311 amino acids. The record is from RefSeq and is a predicted model, not a curated record. The transcript has 2 exons.